Molecule: messenger RNA, 1709 nt
Organism: Mercurialis annua (annual mercury)
Lineage: Eukaryota; Viridiplantae; Streptophyta; Magnoliopsida; Malpighiales; Euphorbiaceae
Product: NAC transcription factor 56
Exons: 3
Coding region: 176-1207 (343 amino acids)
Biological process (GO): system development; regulation of DNA-templated transcription
Molecular function (GO): DNA binding
Source: RefSeq, a predicted model, not a curated record
CUUAGAAUUUUGUCCCACCCCAUAUGCCCAUUUAAGAGAAAUGGUUAUUGCCAACUCUAUGCAACAUUUGAACUACCUCUUCAACCAAAAAAAAAAAAAAACUUUGUAACAUGCUCUUCUCUGAUAAAUCUCCAAAACCCAAUUCCAAAUUUUUCUGAUUCUACACAAAAUUAACAUGGAGAGUACUGAUUCAUCAUCGGGUUCGCAACAGCCGAAUCUUCCUCCCGGGUUCCGGUUUCAUCCUACAGACGAAGAAUUAGUAGUUCAUUACCUCAAGAAAAAGGCAGCCUCUGCUCCUUUACCAGUAUCAAUUAUAGCAGAAGUUGAUCUAUACAAGUUUGAUCCAUGGGAAUUACCAGCGAAGGCGACUUUCGGCGAGCAAGAAUGGUAUUUUUUCAGCCCGAGGGAUCGGAAAUACCCGAACGGAGUGAGGCCGAACAGAGCGGCAACUUCAGGGUAUUGGAAGGCAACCGGGACUGAUAAGCCUGUGUUAACCUCGGGUGGUACUCAAAAAGUUGGUGUGAAAAAAGCACUUGUUUUUUAUGGAGGUAAACCGCCUAAAGGAAUCAAAACAAAUUGGAUCAUGCAUGAGUAUCGUUUAGCAGAUAAUAAAGUUAGUAACAAGCCUCCUGGAUGUGACUUGGGUAACAAGAAAAACUCCUUAAGGCUUGAUGACUGGGUGCUAUGUAGAAUAUACAAGAAAAACAACACCCAUCGGCCAAUCGAUCACGAAAAAGACGACGGAAUCGACGAUCUACUCGGGUCGAUACCGCCCUCUUUAACAAUCGGCAGCCAACAGAAUGCAAGACUACAGUUUCUAAAAACUGCAAAUUACGGAUCAUUAAUGGUUGAAAACGACACCAAUCUGUUCGAAGGAUUACUAAACAGUUCGGACGGUAUGAGCAAUAAUAGCUCCAUCUCCAUGUUACCCCUAAAAAGAACACUCCCGUCUCUGUACUGGAACGACGACGUGGACACCGGCGCCGGUCCGUCAUCCAGCAAUAAGAGAUACGAUAACGGUGCCGGAAGAAGCGAUCACGAUCACGGAAAUAACGGUUCAAUGGUCUCUCUGCUCAGCCAACUUCCACAAACUUCUCAUUCAUUGCACCAACAACAACAGCAGCAGCAGCAACAAAUGUUAGGGUCAAUCGGAGAUGGAAUUUUCAGGCCACCGUACCAACUUUCCGGCUUGAAUUGGUAUUCUUGAUUCAUUUUCCGGAGGAGGAGAUGAUAAAAUAUAUACAUGCAUAUACAACAACUAUAUAUUGGUGGAUAUUUAUAUUAAUCAGUCACUCGAAUCUUUUGGACCGGUGUAAACAAUUACGACCAGACUUAGAAUGGAUCGUCAUCAGCUAAUAUUUAUAUAAAUAUAUAAAUACUUGUUCAUAUACAUAGAGAUUAUAGGCAUUAAAGAGUUAUCUUCAGUGGCUUCGUCUCCGAUGGUUGAUUAAUUACAUGUAGCUGCAAAUUUCAGGUGAGGCCAUUAAAACUCUCUUAGAUAUAGAGUUGAUAUAUUUAUAGUUUUAUAACAUUAUUAUAGAAAUAUUGUUAUAAUUAGAGAUGCAUAUACAAGAAUUUAGAUCACCUUCUGAUCAUGUAGAAAAAUAAAAGUUUAUUAUAAAUGAUAUGUAUUUGAUUUUUGAAGUUAUUUUGACAUUGUAUAUUCUGUGUAUAUUAAUUUCUUAAUUCAAGAUACUAAUAUUGAUUAA